UUUGGCUAUUAUCUCCCAUGGCGCGGUGGAGAUGACGCUGCUGGUUUUUUUCUUUUCCAGCUAAGCCCGUUUCACGACGUCUUCCGGAGCAAUGGCGACCAUCCGGGCUGGGCUAUGGAAAAUGGAAAGGCUAUCCUUGGGCAGAGGGAUAAUGUAGUAGAAUUAGUAUUAACUAGGAACUUGACGCGGGCAAAUAUAUUAAAUGAUUCUUCAGCGCAAAUAGAGGAACCAGCAUACAGGGCAACCUCAUGGAGGGGGGAUUGGCAGGACGAGGUCGAGGUCGAAGAAAUUGAGAUUUGGGUCGAGGAUUGACUUAUGGGUUAUUCAUUGUAGUAGCUGCAUCAAGUU
This is a messenger RNA of Aspergillus ruber CBS 135680, 348 nucleotides long. RefSeq lists its product as uncharacterized. The record is from RefSeq and is a predicted model, not a curated record. Bases 115 to 312 code for a protein of 65 amino acids. NCBI's taxonomy places the organism in Eukaryota, Fungi, Ascomycota, Eurotiomycetes, Eurotiales, Aspergillaceae. The transcript has a single exon.